Molecule: messenger RNA, 297 nt
Organism: Tricharina praecox
Lineage: Eukaryota; Fungi; Ascomycota; Pezizomycetes; Pezizales; Pyronemataceae
Product: poly polymerase and DNA-ligase Zn-finger region-domain-containing protein
Exons: 2
Molecular function (GO): DNA binding; zinc ion binding
Source: RefSeq, a predicted model, not a curated record
GAGAACGCGACUUCCAGCCGCGCCAAAUGCAAGGCGACCACGUGCGGCCAUGACAAGAUCCUCAAGGAUGAGCUCCGCCAGGGCACCUUCGUCACGAUUCGCGGUGUCGAAAAGGGCACCUGGGCCUGGAGGCACUGGGGCUGUGUUACGGCGAAGCAGAUGUCCAACAUCAAGGCGUCGUUGAUGGACGGCGACAACAUCAACUGGGACCUCUGCGACGGACUCGAGGAACUUACGGAGGAUGACAAGGUGAAAGUUCGCGAAGCGAUUCAGCGUGGAUGGGUUGCCGAUGACGAU